AUGUUGUCAGAAGUAGGGGAUACGAGGAUCUUUGGUCUUGAAGUUAUCCACGAGACCACUGAAAAGAUUAAGGUCAUUAAGGAUAAACUAAAGAUAGCCCAAAGUAGGCAAAAGAGCUAUGCUGAUAUUAGGAGAAGGCAUUUGGAGUUUGAGGAGGGCGAUCAUAGGAUAGGUACCUCUACAUACAGAAUAGCUUUGCCACCCAAUUUAUCCAGUCUAUAUAAUGUUUUUCACGUCUCCCAGUUAAAGAAAUACAUUCCUAACCCUCAUCAAAUAUUGAGUCAUGAAUCUGUCCAACUCAAGUCAAACAUUACUUAUGAUCCAAUGCCAAUCCAAAUUAUAGAUAGAAGUGUAAAAGCAUUGAGAAGCAAAUAA
Molecule: messenger RNA, 375 nt
Organism: Cicer arietinum (chickpea)
Lineage: Eukaryota; Viridiplantae; Streptophyta; Magnoliopsida; Fabales; Fabaceae
Source: RefSeq, a predicted model, not a curated record